AUCGUCGCUGUGGUUCGUUAUGUCAGGAAAUCACAAAGCGGGAUUUAAAUAUCCUUCGGAGUAUGUCAAGCUCAAUAUCGGCGGUUCCUUACACUACACAACCUUAGGUACACUCCAAAAAUAUGACACUAUGUUGCGUGCUAUGUUUAGUGGUCGCAUGGAAAUGCACACAGACUCCGAAGGGUGGGUGAUGAUAGAUAGGUGUGGUAAACACUUUGGAACAAUUUUAAAUUUUCUAAGGGACGGCUCAGUUCCAUUACCAGAGAGCACAAAAGAAAUGGCAGAACUACUUGCAGAAGCAAAAUUUUAUUGUAUCAGCGAAUUAGCAGAGUCUUGCGAGCAAGCACUUCUUGUAAAAGAAAAAGAGGCAGAACCUAUUUGUAGAGUUCCACUUAUCACUUCUCCGAAAGAAGAGCAGUUUUUAAUUAGCAAUACUACUAAACCAGUGGUAAAGCUGCUCAUUAAUAGGCACAAUAACAAAUAUUCAUAUACAAGUUCGUCAGAUGACAAUCUGUUAAAAAACAUAGAAUUGUUCGACAAAAUGUCCCUUAGAUUCAGCGAUAGAGUGCUAUUCAUUAAAGACGUGAUUGGCUCCAGUGAAAUUUGUUGUUGGACAUUCUAUGGUCAUGGUCGUAAAGUAGCAGAAGUUUGUUGCCACUCUAUUGUAUAUACGACUGACAGGAAACACACAAAGGUUGAGUUUCCAGAGGCCAGAAUUUAUGAAGAGACAUUAAAUAUUUUGUUAUACGAGCACCGAAACGGUCCUGACCAAGAACUAAUGCAAGCAACUUCCUCUCGUGGUGGAGUCAGUGGUGCACCACCUUGUACAUCAGAUGAAGAAGAGGGUGAGCGUUCAUUGGCUCGCCUUCGUUCCAACAAACAAAACACCAAUUGACCCAACCUUAUUUCCCUUACCUCUCCUAAUUCAGCGACCCAUAGCGUCGUUCGAGUCCUCGCCCUUAAAACGCGAGCCAAUAUAAAAUAAGAUGUAUGAAAAAGGAGAUGCGAGGAAAAUUCCAUAAAUAUAUAUGUAUGAAUAUUUCAUACGUAUAUAUGUAUAUGCGCCCCUUUCUCUUUUUUGUGCAAAUUAUGAAUUGAAAAUGUUGUUAGGACUGAUUGUAUGAUGGGCUACUAUUAAGUUUCACAUCACACUAUCAUAUCUUCUUGGUAUAUAGAUAUAUAUCUUAAUUAUUUUACAUAUCUGGAAUUAUUUACAAACAACACUGAUUUAGAACAGAAUGACAAAUUCGUCUUGGCUUAAUUCAAUACUUAGGCGAUAAGGUAUAGAAUAAUACAAAAGUAUAAUAAUGCGUUUUCUUAUUCCUUCUUAUUUUCAUAUUGAGAACUUGAAAAUAAGUAUCUUUAAGAGAACAAGAUAUCAGUACUAUUUAUGUGCCAAAUGUUCGUGUCAGAAGUUAAAACUGAAAGUAAGUCGAAGUUGCCAUUCUGUGACUGAUAAAAUUCUUUACUAUCUUAUACUCUAUAACAACUUUUAAGCAGUUAUUUAGAACAAUGAAUUGUAUAAAAAGUUGCACAACAUAGGACUGCAUUGUUACCUGUUAUAAGUAUUAUUAUUAUAGUUGUUACUAUUGUACUAUUAUGAUUAUCACAACUAUUAUUAAUAUUAUUAAUAUCAUAAUUAUCAAUAUUUUUAUUAUUAUUAUCACUAGCUUUACUAUAAAUUCAAUAUGUUUAUAUCCUUUUUUACAAAAGAGAAUUCUACAUGUGUCAAUAAAUUAAAAAAAGUAAUAAAUGUGUGUGCUUGAAUUUUUUAACUUAAAAAUUCUAUGGAACUGCUUAAAGGAUGAAGUGGAGUAAACACUGCCAGUAAAUACCUACAACAGAGUAUAUAAAAUUAUAUCAGUCAGAUAGAAUUUAAAAAUUAACUCAACAUUUUCUCCUCAAUGUUAUUCAAAAUUAUAAACAUAGGUCCUGUAUCAUGAAUAACAUAAUAAUUUUUAUAAGCAUAUAAGCUUUGUGUUAAUUUCCGUAUAUCGUUCCGAAAUGUGGUACAUGUUUUCUCACGUUAAUGCUUUUUAUUUUAGUUACGCACUUCAGUUUAUAAAAAUGAGUAUUAUUAUUUGUUGAAUACUGCAAACCGAUAUUAACAUAUCUUACUUGAUGUGUUACAAAAUUGUACAUUUAAUGAAGGGACCAUAUGUAUUCCAAUUUCAUACUUAUAAUUAUUUAACUGUAGAAAACUUUUCGUGUUAUGUCUCGAUUUGCCAAAUUCAAAAAUACUAAAAUCUCAUAUAUUUUGUUCUCCCGAAUACAAAACGAUAUUUAUGUACAUACAUACAUUACAGCAAUAUGGAAAACAUGAUGUUUAAUAACAAAAGAAAAAAGUUUAAGUUCCUAUAAUUUGAUAUAAGAAAAGUUGGAAAUUGUAGAUAAUAUGUAUUCAUAUUUAAUAUAAACCAUUAUAGUUAAUACGGAUAAUGUAAUAUGUAAGUUAAGUUAAAUGCAAUAUGUAUAUAUUGUAUAAUAUGUGCAUAUUUAUAUAUAUAUAUACAUAUUUUUAUAUAUAUUAUGUUAAUGAAAAAAUUAUCGCUGCUUGAAUUUUUCAAUUUAAGUGUAGAGCAGAGUUUUAGCGGCCUCCUUGUAGUCAGGUAAAACCGACACGAGCAUUAACAUUUGUUCAAGUUAUAUAUUUUUAUAUGUAAAAUAAUAUAAUUAUUCGUUGCUGGAAAUGAAUUAAAAAUUGUAUUGAUUAUUUAUGUUUUCUUUCAGGAAACUAGUACCACAGACGAAGUAUACGGAUAGACAUUGCAGCUUACGGGAGUUCGUGUCAUAUGUUUUGAAUUGCCAACUGUGUAAAAAAGUCAGAGAUUUUGCUCUGCCAUCUACGCCUAGAGAACGAUCAAUAGAAGAACUACGUCAAGCAAAAUGGUCAAAGUUAACGAAACCGCAAAUUGCGGUAAACAAGUUCAGAGACACGCUUCUGUUGCAAUGUUGCCAUAUCUUUAAACUCUGAAACGCGCGAAGCUACAUCCUAAUUGAAAUCAAAGAGGUCUAUUAGUAUUUUACAAAUUUAUUUCACAUAGUACCUACACUAACAUUUUGAAGCUAUUAAUACAUGGUUUUAAAUAUAAAUGGUUUAUAUCUUAUGAAACAUUCUUAAAAAUAAUUCUUAACUAACCUAAAUUUUUGAAUAACUUUUACAAUUAUUUUUUACAUUUUUAAUAUACAUUUGCAUAUAUACGAAGACAUACAUACAUGUACAAUACGAGAAGAGGAAUUGACUUUCACUGUUAGAAUCAUAAGCAAAUGAUAGCAUUGUAAAGUAUACGUAUGGAUAAUUAGGGUACUUAUCUUAUUUCGAUCAAACUUUGACUUAUCUAUAUUCUUUUGUCGUCCACCAAAAAUAUAUUAUAUUUUAUAUUCUAUAAUUAUAUUAUAUUUUACAAUUACUGAUCAUCUAAUUAAUUCAAUUGACAUUCAAUGAUAUUCAAUUCAAUGAAUAAACAACUUUUUAUAUCGACAACACCAUA
Molecule: messenger RNA, 3491 nt
Organism: Nomia melanderi (Alkali bee)
Lineage: Eukaryota; Metazoa; Arthropoda; Insecta; Hymenoptera; Halictidae
Product: BTB/POZ domain-containing adapter for CUL3-mediated RhoA degradation protein 3
Biological process (GO): protein homooligomerization
Molecular function (GO): protein binding
Source: RefSeq, a predicted model, not a curated record